AUGCUUAAACUAAAAUUAUUAGGUUUUUUAAUUGCAAGUUUUUUGGUGUUUUGUGAAUCUGCAUUAGUGGAUACUUUAGUCAAAUGCAGCAUAAAAGAUGAUGAAUGUAUGAAAACCUUCUAUCAAUCAUUAAUUAAAAAACUCGGAGACAACGGAGCUCCUGAAAUUGGAAUAAAUAAAAUUGAGCCCAUGAAGUUAAAAGAUUCUACUGUCUCAAUACUAGGAGUUUUAAAUAUCACCUUGAUAGAAGGAGAAGUAGAGGGCAUAACAAGCUGUAAAAUUACUCAUCAUCGCGUAGAAGAUUCCCUCAAAAAGGUAUCACUACGAAUCUUAUGUGACCGCUUCGUAAUUCGGGGCCAUUACAUAAUGGAAGGAACUGGUGCGCUUUUUAAAGGAGCAGGCAUUGAAAAUGACAUUCAUGGUAAAGGAAAUGGAAAAAUUGUAAUCGAUAAAAUUGAAGUGCAUUUAGAAAUACCGUUACGCUUAGUGAAACAUGACGAUGGUGAUAUUUAUUUCAAACCACAAAUAGAAGAAGCGACCUAUGAUUUUAAUGUUUUGGGAAAAGCUACGUUUGAUGCUGAUAAUAUAAUGAUUGGUGAAAAAAAUGCUAGUGAAGACCUGCUGAAAUUUAUGAAUGAAAAUUGGAAAUUGCUAUUGCAGACAUUCGGAAAAACCUUUUUUGAUAAAGCUAUUGAUUUUGUGCAUAUUUUUACGAAUAAGUUUUUUGAAAAUAUUCCCGUUAAAAAAUUCAUAUUAGAAGACUUGUCAUCUUAUGUAAAUUAA
Messenger RNA from Parnassius apollo (apollo), 783 nucleotides. Lineage: Eukaryota; Metazoa; Arthropoda; Insecta; Lepidoptera; Papilionidae. The record is from the annotation of a GenBank genome assembly.